UUUGUCGGCGUCACUUUCCAACAAACCUUCCAGUCGGAGGGCGAAAUUCCCCUCCUAUGUAAUUGUCCUCCUAUGUAGGAAGAGGUGAAAUUCAGCCAGCUGUGUGGAAGAAAUCUGAAGGAAAUCCAGGACCUCAGAAUUAACUGACUGAAAUACGCUACACGGGUCAAACCAAGAAUAACAGUGGGAAAGGGUCUUUUAUUUUCUGCAAAAAAUCACAAUGGAGGCAGAAGAACAGCAGCCAUGGAAAACAGACUUUUACUUGGAAUUGCCCAAAGUGGAACUUCAUGCCCACUUGAAUGGAUCCAUUAGUUCUAAUACCAUGAAGAAAUUAAUAGCCAAGAAGCCAAAUCUUAAAAUCUGUGAUCACAUGACUAUGAUUGACAAGGGAAAAAAAAGAACCUUAGAAGAAUGUUUCCAGAUGUUUCACGUCAUUCAUCAGCUUGCCACUAGCACUGAAGAUAUCCUAAUGAUCACAAAGGAUGUCAUUAAAGAAUUUGCAGACGAUGGUGUCAAGUACCUGGAACUGAGGAGCACACCCAGAGAAGAAAACACUACUGGGAUGACUAAAAAGACUUACGUGGAAUCCAUACUUGAAGGUAUAAAACAGUCCAAACAAGAAAACUUAGACAUUGAUGUUAGGUAUUUGAUGGCAAUUGACAGACGAGGUGGCCCUUUGGUAGCCAAGGAGACCGUUAAGCUUGCUGAAGAGUUCUUCCUUUCUACUGAGGAUACAGUUCUUGGCCUUGACCUCAGUGGAGACCCUACUAUAGGACAAGCAAAAGACUUCUUGGAACCUCUUUCAGAAGCUAAAAAAUCAGGUCUGAAGCUGGCAUUGCAUCUUUCAGAGAUUCCAAAUCAAAAGAAGGAAACACAGAUGUUCCUGGAUCUGCUUCCUGACAGAAUUGGGCACGGAACAUUUCUGAACUCUUCCGAGGGAGGAUCCCCGGAGCUGGUAGACUUAGUGAGGCAACACAAGAUUCCACUGGAACUCUGUUUGACCUCCAACAUCAAAAGUCAGACAGUUCCAUCUUAUGGCCAGCAUCACUUUGGAUUUUGGUAUAGCAUUGCUCAUCCUUCUGUGAUCUGUACCGAUGAUAAGGGUGUUUUUGCAACAUAUCUUUCUCAAGAGUAUCAGCUGGCAGCUGAGACAUUUAAUUUGACCCAGUCUCAGGUGUGGGAUCUGUCUUAUGAGUCCAUCAACUACAUCUUUGCUUCUGACAACACCAGAUCUGAUCUGAGGAACAAGUGGAAUCGCCUGAAGCCCAAACUGAUGGACUUCUGAGCUGUAAUGAGGUGAAAUACUCCUGAGUAUAUGUUGCGACAGAGAUCCUCUUGCUACCCACUCAGUAAGCUGUCCACUGCUUCCUGGGAAGCAUAGCAGCCAAGAAUGUGGGCCUAGAUGUCAGUACCUCACACAUGUCUCAGCAAAUACGCUACAGAUGCCAGGCAGGCCCUGGAGUCUUAAACGUAGCUUCCCUCCAUGUUGCUUACUGGAAGGAACUGGAGUUCCCCAUUCCACCAGUGGUUGUUUUGUUUUACGUAGCAGUCCCUCUCCACUGAUGAUCAUGAAACUUCAGGGAAGUCAAAGUAACUUCUUAUCAAAAGAAGUGUUAGAAUUACUAGUUUAAGGUAAAGGGAAACACAGAUGGUUAACAAGACCUCUAAUACUCCUAGCUUUUAAUAAUAGCUCUGUACUUUGUUGUACUUAUUCCAGUCUCUCACUUCACUUGUUUUAUUUCCCAAGAUAACUGAUGACAGGCCAUACUGUAUACUGGAUCUGCAUGGACAUCUAGGAGUUAGGGUAACUAGUGACAUGUAACACUGGCUGCUGGACACUGGUUUUGCUCUUCUCUCAAGGGUCUUUAUCAGUACUUGAAAGGGAUUAAAGUCAUUGUUCCAGUUUAGAAAUCAAAGGUGUGAGAGAAUAAAUGGCUAAGAGGUAAGAAAGAUAGGACCCAUUAGAACUUUCUUUAAAAAAAAAAACAAAAAACAAUAAUCUACUACUUUAGCUUUUUUUUUUUUUUUUUUUUUGUGGAAGCUGACAGGAUUUAUUCUCUAAUUCCAAAAGAUUCUUCUAGUAGUAGUAACAGCAUGUUGGUUACUAGGGUUCUUUGAGUCUCCUCUGUACCCUCAUCUUUAUAUGGUGGACUACUGGCACAAACUUCAUAAACUCACACACAUACACAUCAUGUUCUACUUGAGUUGAAGACCAGGGACAAGAUUUAAAAAUCUCUUCUGAAUUUUUUUAAAUAGCAAGGUACACUUAAAUUGCUUUGCUGCUUAGAUUGUAUAUUUUUCUUAUCAUUAAAAAAAAGUCUGAUGACAUUUCUAAUUUCAGUUA
Molecule: messenger RNA, 2344 nt
Organism: Dipodomys spectabilis (banner-tailed kangaroo rat)
Lineage: Eukaryota; Metazoa; Chordata; Mammalia; Rodentia; Heteromyidae
Gene: Mapda
Product: adenosine deaminase like
Exons: 11
Coding region: 221-1285 (354 amino acids)
Biological process (GO): inosine biosynthetic process; adenosine catabolic process
Molecular function (GO): adenosine deaminase activity
Source: RefSeq, a predicted model, not a curated record